Gymnodraco acuticeps is the source of this 931-nucleotide messenger RNA. Its product is annotated as voltage-dependent calcium channel subunit alpha-2/delta-4-like. Gene Ontology annotation, cellular component: voltage-gated calcium channel complex. The record is from RefSeq and is a predicted model, not a curated record. Gene Ontology annotation, molecular function: voltage-gated calcium channel activity. Lineage: Eukaryota; Metazoa; Chordata; Actinopteri; Perciformes; Bathydraconidae.
GGUGCAGCAGUGGGCGUCGGUGUUUUCCGUUCAGCUUCGAGAAUUAACCACCAAAUACUCCGGCUCCCAGCUGCUGCAGAAGAAACUGAAGGAUGUGGAGCCCAUCAUUAAGAUGGUGGAUCUGAACGGGAACGACCUGGUGAAGGAUUACUCCGACGAGAUCGAGCGCUUGUUGGGAAAGAAGAUGAAGUCUGUGAAGAGGUUAGCGGAGUCUGCAGAGGACGCUGACCUCUACCACGAGUUCAACGCCACAUUACAGUUUGAUUACUACAAUUCGAUGCUAAUAAACUCAGUGGACGAGGACGGAAACAGUCCAGAUAUGGGCGCUGAGUUUCCUCUGGAGGAAAACGAGCACUUCAACAACCUGCGUGUCAACAUGUUGCUGAGCGACAUCCAGGUUCCAACCAACGUCUUCAACAAAGAUCCGAACAUCCUGAAUUCGAUCUAUAACUCGGAGGCGCUGAACGAUGUUUUUAUCGGAAACUUCCAGAAAGAUUCCACGCUCACCUGGCAGUUCUUCGGCAGCUCCACCGGGUUCUUCCGGAUCUUUCCCGGUAUUAAAUGGACUCCAGACUCUAACGGUGUUGCAGCUUUCGACUGCAGGAACAGAAACUGGUACAUCCAGGCCGCCACCUCCCCCAAAGACAUCGUCAUCAUGGUGGACAUCAGCGGCAGCAUGAAGGGUCUGAAGAUGACCAUUGCCAAACACACCAUCAACACAAUCCUGGACACACUGGGGGAGAACGACUUCGUCAACGUGAUCGCUUACACAGAUUACAUUCGUUACGUGGAGCCGUGCUUCAAAGGAACCCUGGUGCAGGCUGACCUGGACAACAGAGAGCACUUCAAGCAGCUGGUGGACGAGCUGCACGUCAAAGGAGAGGCGAAGAUCAACAAAGCCAUGAAGGAGUCCUUCAAGAUCCUCAACGAG